AUGAUGUCACGGGUACUCAAAUUGUCACUCCUGGUGGGUGCUAUUAUGGCUAUAGCACCUAAUAACCCAGUACGGACCGUGGUAGCGUUCUCUGUAAUUGGUUAUUUGAUAACGUAUCUGGUGAUACCGAGAGUAGGUCCAAGUUUUGUCAAAAUAGGACUCAAGGGAAGAGACUUGUCAAAACGUCCACCAAACCCUGAGCUACCGGAAACAAUGGGGUUGGUUGCGGCAACCACGUAUUUGUUUCUAAUGUUUGGAUUGAUCCCUUUCAUAUUCUUCAAAUACCUCGUGUCGUUUGGAUCUUUAGCCAACGAUGAAGUCAUGUCAGAGAACUACAAAACGCAAUAUCAGUCUAUAAAAGACAACAAGUUGUUUCCCCAUAACAAGCUAGCAGAAUAUUUGAGCGGCAUUUUGUGCUUGCAAAGUACAACUUUGUUGGGAUUAUUGGACGAUUUAUUUGACAUUCGCUGGAGGCACAAGUUCUUUUUACCCGCUGUUGCAUCCUUGCCAUUAUUGAUAGUAUACUAUGUCGACUUCAGUGUGACCUCAAUUGUGAUUCCCAGCUUUGUUACAGAUUUCCCCAGUGGUCUGUACUUACUCAGUGUUGUAAACAGCUUUGUUAAAUUUUCAAAUCACUUGGUCACCAGCAUCACAGGAUUGUCAUUCCGAACACUACAAACUGAUUACGUUGUACCAGAUCAAAUCCCCAAGUUGAUAGAUUUGGGGAUAUUUUACUACGUAUACAUGUCUGCAGUAUCAAUCUUUUCUCCAAACUCCAUCAACAUCUUGGCUGGGGUCAACGGUUUAGAGGUGGGCCAGUCUGUUGUUCUUGCUUUGAUAUUCUUGGUUAAUGAUUUCUGUUAUCUACUUUCUAAUAACAUCUCACAAGCUGCACAUGACUCGCACUUGUUUUCAGUCAUUUUCGUUGUUCCAUUUCUUGGAGUUUCGUUGGCAUUAUUACAAUACAAUUGGUUUCCUGCUCGUGUGUUUGUUGGAGACACAUAUUGCUACUUCAGCGGUAUGGUUUUUGCAAUUGUAGGAAUUUUAGGACACUUUUCAAAAACGUUGAUGCUAUUUUUGAUACCGCAGGUGAUAAAUUUCAUGUACUCAGUGCCGCAAUUGUUCCACAUCAUCCCAUGCCCGAGACACCGGUUGCCAAGAUUCAAUGCAGAGGAUGGGCUCAUGUACCCCAGCUUUGGCAACUUAGAAAAGCCAACUUGGUUGAGUACUUCAAUAUUGUCGAUUUUGGACGCCUUCAAAUUUAUUAAGCUAGAAAAAGAUCCUAAACUGGGAAAGAUAAAACGCUUUUCCAAUAUGACAAUCAUCAAUUUGUGUUUAGUUUGGUUUGGUCCAAUGAGAGAGGACAAGUUAUGCUUGCUUCUUUUGGCUAUUCAAUUCAUUGUCGGUCUUUGCAUGAUUGUAUUUCGACACACAGUGGGUCCAUGGUUAUUCGGUUACGAUAAUUUGUCGUGGGGAGUAAAAUAA
Messenger RNA from Lodderomyces theae, 1485 nucleotides. RefSeq names its product UDP-N-acetylglucosamine--dolichyl-phosphate N-acetylglucosaminephosphotransferase (gene ALG7). Bases 1 to 1485 code for a protein of 494 amino acids. The record is from RefSeq and is a predicted model, not a curated record. Gene Ontology annotation, cellular component: membrane. The transcript has a single exon. Gene Ontology annotation, biological process: dolichol-linked oligosaccharide biosynthetic process; protein N-linked glycosylation. Gene Ontology annotation, molecular function: UDP-N-acetylglucosamine-dolichyl-phosphate N-acetylglucosaminephosphotransferase activity. Lineage: Eukaryota; Fungi; Ascomycota; Pichiomycetes; Serinales; Debaryomycetaceae.